GUAAGUUUGUAUAUUUUGAAGUGAACGUUUUCAAUACAUGUAAAAGAAUUCAUUCUUAGAACUGUGUGAAUAAUAUGUGAUUCUCGUAAAUAUCGCUAAUUGAGAAUAAUACUGAUGUUAAAUUCAUCAAGUGUACGGGACUUAUUCAUUCAUCCUUGACUAUAAAAAAAUGUUCAAAAGUUUUCAACUAACUGUGAGGAAUUUGCGUGGCAUAACUCAUGCUGUCAGCCGCGAAACACUUUUAAACAUUCAGACGAGAGGUUACAGUAGAUUUCAUCCUAGACAUGCAACUAUUGUUAACGAAGAUGAACUUUUUGACGUCAAUGUAAAUAAUAUUGCUCCAAAGCAACCAAAGAAAAUAAAAUCCCGCUCGAUAAGACAAAAAGCUCAAGAUUAUCAAAAAGAAUUUGCUCAUUUAGAGGAAGUAAACAUUCCUAGAAGCAAAGAUGGAGGCUACAAUGAAUUUGAAAGUUCAGAUGACUUGGAUGAUGAACAAUUUCAGACUGACUCUCAAAAAGUUGACUUGAAGAAAGCUAAAGUAAAGAAGUCUCAAAGUAAAAAGAAAAGUAACCAACAUAUCCAAGAGGAAGGUAUGAUUAGAGAUAAGAAGGUGAUUUACACAAAACUAGAUGAAAAUGAUAAAAUAGUUUCCUCUCUUAUAAUGAAUCUGAAAACUAAAAAAGGAAGAAAGAAGCAAGAUCAAAUACUUGUAGAAGGAGUUCGUUUUAUCAAAGAUGCUGUAGAAGCUGGUCUACAUCCUGAAUUUAUUAUUUUUAGCAGAUGGGAGGACGUAAAGAAAAUUGAUAUUCCUUUAGACAACAUAAAAUGUUACAAAGUGCCAUAUCAAUCGAUUCAAAUGUAUUCAACUUUGACUACAUCACCUGGUGUCAUGGGAAUAUUUGAUAAACCUAAGCCAAAAUCCAAAGCUGAAAAUUGUUUACCUAUUACAAUUAUUUGUGAUAAUAUUCGAGAUCCUGGGAAUAUGGGUUCAAUACUGAGAGCAGCUGCUGGAGUUGGAUGUGAUAAAGUAGUGUUAACAAAAGGUUGCGUUGAUUUUUGGGAUAGUAAAGUUUUGCGGAGUGCAGCAGGAGCACAUUUCAGAAUACCUAUUCAUGGACCAAUAGAUUGGCCUGAUAUAAAAUCAUUGAUAAAAGACCAAGUUAACGUUUUUGUAGCUGACAAUAGCACUAAUAACUUUGAUGAGGAUCCAACAGAAUCUGAAGAAGAUUUUGAAGAAAUCAUUGGUAAAGACAUAGAAAAUGAUGAUGAAAGAACAAAAUCACAGAGAACUAAUAAUAAGCAUAAAAGUAGACAAAUUUCAUUUAUAAAACCUGAUUUUCCUUUGGUUCCAUACUAUGCUGUAGAUUAUACACAACGAAAUAUAAUUUUAAUUGUUGGUGGUGAAACACACGGUAUAAGCAAAGAUUCUUACAACUUAGUAGCAGAAUACAAAGGAAUCAGAGUCAAUGUUCCUUUAGAUAAUAAGAUUGAUAGCUUGAACGCAGGAAUGGCAUUGGGUGUUAUUGCUUUUGAAAUUAAGAGACAGUUUGCGCUUAUUCAGCAAAAAUUAAACAAAUUGCCUUGAAUUGAAUUACGUUGAUUUACCUUUCUUUUUGUAAUAAUUCAAAUUUUUAAUUUGAUUCUUUUAAAUACAAUUCAUAUAAUUUAUGUAAUUAAUACAUUUGUAAUUGUUUAUAGAUUCGUUUGUAAUCUUUUAUAAUGUUUAUAUUACGUUUCUUGAUUUAUCAUGAAAGCCAUUUUCAGUAUUUUCUGAAAGGUGACAGCACUUGCUAAAUCUAGUUUUCAUAUAUGAAAUGGACUUUUGUAUAAACUCCCUACGGUGUUUAUAUUUAGAUUGAAUGAAUUUGUAAAAAUGUAUUUGUACAAAAAAGUGCUUAAAAUAGAGAUUUAAUU
This is a messenger RNA of Phymastichus coffea, 1914 nucleotides long. RefSeq names its product rRNA methyltransferase 3, mitochondrial-like. Bases 170 to 1585 code for a protein of 471 amino acids. The transcript has 5 exons. Gene Ontology annotation, biological process: RNA processing. The record is from RefSeq and is a predicted model, not a curated record. Gene Ontology annotation, molecular function: RNA binding; RNA methyltransferase activity. Lineage: Eukaryota; Metazoa; Arthropoda; Insecta; Hymenoptera; Eulophidae.